This is a messenger RNA of Lactuca saligna, 849 nucleotides long. The record is from the annotation of a GenBank genome assembly. Lineage: Eukaryota; Viridiplantae; Streptophyta; Magnoliopsida; Asterales; Asteraceae.
AUGAACCCAAAUCUUAUGCCAGCUGUCUUGCAAUGCUUAAUGGCCAUUGUUCAUCGUGCUUUUGAGACUGCAUUAUCAUGGCUGGAGGCUCAAAUAUGCGAGACAGGAGAUGCUGCUGAGGUCAGAGAGUCAACUCUGGUUGUCCAUGCUUGUUUUCUCAUAAAGAGUUUGUCUGUUAGAGAAGAACACAUUCGGGAUGUAUCUGUUAAUCUGUUGUCUCAAUUGAGAGAGAGAUUUCCACAGAUUCUGUGGAAAUCAUCUUGUUUGGAUUCUCUUUUGUUCUCUGUGAAUGGUGAUCCACCUUCAUCUCUCGUGAAUGAUCCUGCUUCAGUAGCUUCUGUUCGCUCUUUGUACCAAAGCGUUGUCAAGGAGUGGAUUGUUGAUUCGCUAUCCUAUGCUCCAUGCACCACCCAAGGUCUUCUUCAGGAGCAACUUUGUAAAGCAAACACAUGGCAAAAAGCACAGCCCACUACAGACGUUGUCUCUCUUUUAUCUGAAAUAAAAAUAGGAACAGGGAAAACGGAUUGUUGGAAGGGUAAAAAAACUGCCAACAUUCCUGCAGUAAUGGCAUCUGCAGCUGCUGCAUCGGGUGGAAAUUUGAAGUCAACAGAGGCGUUUAAUAUUGAGCCUGUUCACUUUGGAUUUGUUGUUUCAAAGUAUCUUCACGAAUCUCUUAAUUUGGGAGGAAUCUCAUUUGUUUUGCGCAUGAUAAGCUUUCAGUAUGACUACUAUUCCUCAGAUCAUAAUCCUUAUGUCUCUCUUCAUUAUUGGAUAUGGGGUCCUAAACUUCAUGUGGCUCAAAAUUUUCCUCAUAUGGCGUUACUUCCGAUUUUGGGAACUGGUAAGUAA